AUGCAAAAUUUAUACGAUGUUCCGCCAGAUGAUACUUCAAUCGAAACACCCAUUCUAACCGCUUCAAAUUCAAAUUCUGGCCACAAAUCUCAGAGUGAGGAAGUUACUAAUGUUCCGGUUCAAAAUUGCUACGAUGUUCCGCCUGAAGAACUUCCGAUUCAAAAUGCUUCAAAUUCCGAUCAGAAUCGUGAAGAAGUUAAGGUAACUCAGCGGAUUUUUAUAGUGGAACAAUAUAUUAUUCCACCACAACAAACUAUUCCACAUGUGAAUACAUCAGGUUAGUUUUUUUAAAAUAAUAUUUUCAGAGUUAGGAGAACUCCAGAAGGUUUUUUUGUACUUUUUGAAGUUUGGAAAAAAUUUCGUUGAACUUUCACAACUUCAAAUGUUUUCAAAGACUACUGUAGCCUAAAGAUUACGGUAGCUCCGAAAUUCUUACUGUAAACUACAGAUUUUAGAACUGCAAGAGAUUUCCAUGGGCUACUGUACUUUGGAAGUUCUAAAGGAUUCGAGGAUUACUGUAGCUCGAAUAAUUUCAAACUGCAAAGAAUAUACUGUAGCUAACAGAGUACGGUAGUUUGUAAUUUUUCGAAAGUAUCAUAGUACUUCUGAAUUUUUGUAGCUAAAUGAACUAACUGCAAGGAGUACUGUAGGCCAAGGCUACGAUAUCUACGGAUUACUGUGACUCAUUGAAUGCACAAUUGUGAGAAAAUUCAAGGGUUACUGUAAGUCGAGAACUGCAAAGAAUACUGUAACCUGAUUGGUUGAAAAAUUCCCAGACUGAUUAAUUUACUGUAGUUCAAAGACUGCAAAGAUUACUGUAACCCGAAUUACUCCAGACAACAAAGAGUACUGUAGCUGGAAAAAUUAAAUUUUUGCAGCUCCAACUUCUGUUCCAACUUCAGCUCCAUAUCAACCCAAUUCUGAUUCAUGGUCGGGAAAUUUUUUGAGCAAAUUCAGUGCCAUUGAAAUUUGCAUGAUCAUUUUACUAAUUCUGUGUGUUUUCUUCUUUCUUCUCGCCGUACUUUCAUAA
Molecule: messenger RNA, 1030 nt
Organism: Caenorhabditis angaria
Lineage: Eukaryota; Metazoa; Nematoda; Chromadorea; Rhabditida; Rhabditidae
Source: the annotation of a GenBank genome assembly